AUGGACACACCGCAGUCGUCACGCGCACGUCCACCUCAACUACUGUCCAAGCCAAACCCACCUUCUUCCCCUCCCCCGCCGCCGCCCAUCUCCUCCGCCACCACCUCCCCUUCCCACGACUUCUCCUUCCCCUCUCCCUUCGGCGGCCACCUGCUCCCGCUCUCCAUGUCCCGCACCCCCGUCGGCCGCGUCGGCAGCGACCUCAGCCACGCCAGAGCGAGCCAUCAUCACGCCACCACCACGAGCAACGGCGGCAUCACUACUAGCAGCAAGGACAGGGACAGGGAUAGUAGUAGGGCCAAGAGCAAGGCCUCGCCUUUCUUCUCCGGCCUUGGCGCCGCGUGGAGGAAGGAUAGCAGCAGCAGCGACGUGACCGGAAGAAAGCAGCAGGCCGAGGAGAAGAGGAAGGAUAGGGCCAAGCAGAGGGCGCUGGACGUGGGCCAGUGGGUGAAGCGACACAUGGCGUCCAUGGUGGAGCAGCUGCGCGCCUCCUUCUCCCGGCAGCAGUCGGAGAGGGAGAGGCGCGAGCAUCAGCGCCGCCGGCCACACUCGUUCUCGGGCCACGGUCCGGGCGCCGUCAGGGAAAUGAGGGAGCGGGAGCGGUGGAGGCGGCGGCGCGGGCAGCUGUCGUCCGCGCCGGCGUCGCUGCGCGUGUCGCCGGCGAACAGCGGGCACCUCUCCGUCGGCGGGUCGGUGAAGGUGUCCACGUCGUCGGAGGAGAGCACCAUGGAGGAGCUGCAGAGCGCCAUCGAGGCCGCCAUCGCGCACUGCAAGAAUUCCAUCUCCGUGCCCAAGCAGACGGCGGCGGCCGGGGAUGACACCAGCAAGCUUCAGUAA
Messenger RNA from Miscanthus lutarioriparius, 837 nucleotides. The record is from the annotation of a GenBank genome assembly. NCBI's taxonomy places the organism in Eukaryota, Viridiplantae, Streptophyta, Magnoliopsida, Poales, Poaceae.